UCUGCUGAGGAAGCAAGAAGACUUACUUCAAGACAUACUCCCUUUAUCCCUUCAAGACGUAUUUUCCCUUUGCCUUUUGUUAUUUGAGGAAAAGAAAACAUUCUACAGGUGGAGCUUGUGAACAACACCUUCUCUAAAACCCAGAGCCUCCAUCCUUACCUGACCAUUUCAGCGCCAGCAUCCUGCCGAGAAAAGACGCAAUUAGCCAAAAUGUUAGCUGGAGGCUUAACUGAAACCACACCUGCCACUCCAAAAAUCCAGGAGAUUGCUAACACGGUUAAACCACAGCUUGAAGAAAAAACAAAUGAGACUUAUGAAGAAUUUGAAGCUGUGGAAUAUAAAAGUCAAGUGGUUUCUGGAACGAAUUACUACAUUAAGGGCUUCCCUGGUGGCGCAGUGGUUAAGAAUCCACCUGCCAGUGCAGGGGACACAGGUUCAAGCCCCGGUCCAGGAAGGUCCCGCAUGCCGCGGAGCAGCUAAGCCAGUGCGCCACAACUACUGAGCCCGUGCGCCACAGCUACUGAGCCUGUGUUCUAGAGCCCACGAGCCACAACUACUGAGCCCGAGUGCCACAACUACUGAGCCCACGAACCACAACUACUGAAGCCCGCGUGCCUAGAGCCCGUGUCCACAACAAGAGAAGCCACCACAAUGAGAAGCCCACGCACCGCAACGAAGAGUAGACCCCGCUCGCUGCAACUAGAGAAAGCCCGGGUGCAGAAAUGAAGACCCAAAGCAGCCAAAAGUAAAAUAAAUAAAUAAAAUUAAAUUAAAAAAAAAAA
Molecule: messenger RNA, 782 nt
Organism: Balaenoptera acutorostrata (minke whale)
Lineage: Eukaryota; Metazoa; Chordata; Mammalia; Artiodactyla; Balaenopteridae
Gene: CSTA
Product: cystatin A
Exons: 3
Coding region: 211-480 (89 amino acids)
Cellular component (GO): cytosol
Molecular function (GO): cysteine-type endopeptidase inhibitor activity
Source: RefSeq, a predicted model, not a curated record